Molecule: messenger RNA, 1053 nt
Organism: Kickxella alabastrina
Lineage: Eukaryota; Fungi; Kickxellomycota; Kickxellomycetes; Kickxellales; Kickxellaceae
Product: 6,7-dimethyl-8-ribityllumazine synthase-like protein
Exons: 1
Coding region: 201-812 (203 amino acids)
Biological process (GO): riboflavin biosynthetic process
Cellular component (GO): riboflavin synthase complex; intracellular anatomical structure; mitochondrial intermembrane space
Molecular function (GO): 6,7-dimethyl-8-ribityllumazine synthase activity
Source: RefSeq, a predicted model, not a curated record
AACUUUGUUGUUGGCAGUAUCAAUUGGUAGUCGCGUGGACAAAAUGAAUAUCAACCACAGUUCCAUGGUCCAGCUUUAUUUUUCGAACAUUGCUUUCUCCGUCCCCGUUCUUUUCUCUUAUCUUUAGCUGCUUUUUAUCUUCUCUGCAAAAUAAACAUUUUAACUACUCUUUAAUACAUUUUUAUUCAUCAAACAUAACCAUGGGCGGCGACGAUUUUCACAAGGGUGUCAAGGAAGCCCCCCACAAGCUCGACGGCUCAUCGCUCAAGAUACUCAUUGUCCACACGCGCUGGAAUCAUGAAAUAGUCGACCCCCUAGUACAGGGCGCCAUAUCUUCGCUGCAAAAGUACGGAGUCCAAACCUCCAACAUCACCGUCCGCGACGUCCCCGGCGCCUACGAGCUACCGGGCGCAGCCCAAAAGCUUAUCCGCCAGUCACAGCAGCAGUCUACCAACCUCGUCGCCAACAUUGUUGAAGAUCUCCUCUCGACAACCACCACCGGUAGCGGCUCUGGCCAGCACUCAUCGUCAAAAGGCAGCGGCAAGCAAGGCCCCUUUGACGCUGCCAUUUGCAUUGGUGUACUGAUCAAGGGAAGCACCAUGCAUUUCGAGUACAUUGCUGAUGCCGUUAGUCAUGGCAUCAUGCGUGUGGGUCUGGAUACUGGUGUGCCGACGGUGUUUGGCGUUCUGACUUGCUUGACUGACGAGCAGGCAAUGCAGAGAGCUGGAAUUGGCCGCGGCGAAGAUAAGGGUCAUAACCAUGGUGGUGACUGGGGAUCGGCUGCGGUUGAGAUGGCACUGCUCAAGAUUUGAAUAGGCUGACAUUAAGCGUGAACAAGGCAGCGGUUUAUUUUGUGCUGUUGCUGCUGUCGAAUGAUUAAAUCCCACGAGCUCUACUGGGUUUUUGGAGUUAUGUUGCUGUGUAUCUUGAUUAAUAAUAGUGCAUCUAAUCUGAUCUCCGAAAUCCUUUAAAGCCUAUAUGCAUAUAUUGCUGUAAAAUUUUUUUAAAAAAAUAAUAACGCAGAAACACAGUUGAACAUUAUAAAGGGUUUCU